ACGUUCGCUCGAUCUCGCUCUGUCGAUAGAGUUAGGUAGUGGAAGCCAUUUUAUUCUUGUGAAUGUUACAAAAUAUUUUUCGUGAUAUCUCGAUUUAAAUCUAAUUGUGUCAAUGUGUGCCUACAACAAGUGUCUUUUGUGACGUGCAUUCGUGCUGUAAAAGUGGAUAAUGUUUGUGUUUCAAAUCGGUUUGUGCUGACCUGCCCGUUUCUCGCGGACGUAGAGCCAUCGAUUAGUGCAACGGCGAAUCGAGGCCCUGGGACAGUGAGUGGUGUGCGCCAUGGGCAACAAUGCUGCCACCGCCAACAAAAAGGUGGAUGCCGCCGAGAGCGUCAAGGAGUUUCUUGACCAGGCCAAGGAGGACUUUGAGGAGAAAUGGAAGAAGAAUCCUACCAACACCGCCGGACUGAACGACUUCGAGCGAAUAAAAACGCUCGGGACGGGCUCGUUCGGCCGAGUGAUGAUAGUCCAACAUAAACCAACAAAGGAAUAUUACGCUAUGAAAAUAUUAGAUAAGCAGAAAGUUGUUAAGUUGAAACAAGUAGAGCAUACGCUGAACGAGAAGCGUAUCUUACAAGCGAUUAAUUUUCCCUUUCUCGUAAGCCUUAAGUUUCAUUUUAAGGACAAUUCCAAUCUGUAUAUGGUUUUGGAGUACGUCCCGGGCGGUGAAAUGUUCUCGCACCUCCGCAAGGUCGGCCGCUUUUCGGAGCCUCACUCGCGGUUUUACGCCGCCCAAAUAGUCCUCGCAUUCGAGUACCUCCACUACCUGGACCUCAUUUACCGGGACCUCAAACCUGAGAAUCUGUUGAUCGACUCGCAGGGCUACCUCAAAGUCACCGAUUUCGGUUUCGCCAAACGAGUCAAGGGGCGUACGUGGACCCUGUGUGGCACCCCUGAAUACCUUGCGCCCGAGAUCAUCCUCUCCAAGGGUUACAACAAGGCAGUUGACUGGUGGGCGCUGGGCGUACUCGUCUACGAGAUGGCGGCCGGAUAUCCGCCUUUCUUCGCCGACCAGCCGAUACAAAUAUAUGAAAAAAUCGUGUCAGGUAAGGUUCGCUUCCCAUCACACUUUGGCUCCGAUCUCAAAGAUCUCCUGCGUAACCUUCUACAGGUAGAUUUGACAAAGCGAUAUGGUAAUCUGAAAGCUGGAGUGAAUGACAUUAAAGGACACAAGUGGUUUGCGAGCACUGACUGGAUCUCAGUCUUCCAAAAGAAGAUAGAAGCACCAUUCAUACCCCGCUGCAAAGGCCCUGGUGACACUAGCAACUUUGAUGACUAUGAGGAGGAGGCAUUGCGUAUCUCUUCAACGGAGAAGUGUGCAAAGGAGUUUGCUGAGUUCUGAGUGCUCCAAUGGAUUCUGCGUGUGAGUUACUAUGCGCAGGUGUCUUUUAAUAGUGAAUCUUCCAUGACUGAGUCAUGGGAAGGCGAAAGCAUCUCUUGUGGGCAGCUUUGGGUGUAUAUAGACAUUGAAGUGCCCCAAGCAGGCACGCCAAGUGUAUCAAAUUUGGAGUAUAGGUGAAAAGAUAGUAGAAUAAUUGAUCCUGGUAUUUUUGUGGCAUAUGUUUGCUUAGUGCCCUUUCAGUUGAAAUAAACCGAUGUGGAGGUGCUUAGCCCUCUCUGGUGAUAUUCUCCAAGACACAUACUGAUAGUGUUCCAGUGCCACUGAAUCUGAACCUAAUUGUCAGUACCAAGUGUUGUUUGGGUACUCCGUAGUUUGCCUUUGAUAGAUUUGGAAUGUGGUAAGCUUUAGUCUUUUUAUUUGAAUUGUUUUAUAUGCAGUUGACAAAACUUAUGUAUUAUUCAGGUUUUCUUGUUGCUUGUUUAGAUUUAUGAUUCCUCACAUCUUAUCUUCUCAAUUUUCGAUAGGGUAUUAAAAAUGCAUAACACUCAUGUUAUAUUUUUCAGUCACUAAUUUAGUCAGUUGUUGGUAGGGACAUGUUUAAGUGAAUUCGGAGAUUUAAAUCUAUAGAUUGCCUUAAUGUACAAAAAUAAAUCAUAUUAUACUUACUUCACUUUAUUUGUCAUGCUAAGUAGUUACUCUUAGUACUAAUGGUUGGUAAGUAAUUAUUUCAAGAUUCUGAUUGUCUAUGGCAUUUAAAUCUUAACAUACAUAUUUGUAAUCUGUUUCUCUUUUCAUUUUGACAGAUUUAUAAAUAAAGAAUUUUUUAAUUUUACAUUAUAAUUGCCCAGUGUCCCACACUUUUACUACCAUUGCUUAAGAUAGUAUUUUUUUAAAUGUUGACAUUCUGUGUAAGACAUGUUGGGGUAUGUCAAUAAAACUCUUAUUUAUUAAGUGUUAUACUUGGCAAAAUACAACAUGCCGAUUUGGCACACCUAAAAGCCAAAAAAAGCAAAAGUAGAAGUGUUAUGAAUUUAUAAUAAAUGAAAUGACAGUUUAUUUGACAUAGCUUGAUGUAAUUAAGAUAAGUAACAUUAUAAUUCUGAAACAAAAUGUCAACAGCAUCUAUUAACACUGCUUUAAGCAAUUGUAUUAAGUCCCCUGAUUCUAAAAGUAAAAGAUUAUUUAUUACCAAUUUGUGUCAUAAAAAUUUAUUGUAUGUCACAAAAUACAUUUCAAUGCCAUAGAGAAUCACCAGUAGUUGUUAUUUCAGCAUCAUACAGAAUUCUGGAUAGGAAUACUGAGAUAAUGGCAGAUCUGUUUAUUUGUAGAUAGAUCUUUGCUAUUUGAUUAACAUUUAAGUACUGAUGAGGUUAUUAAUCAUUAAUGUGAUAUAGACAUCUAGUUAUUGAAUUACAAAUAUUAAAACCAAAUUCUUUAUAAAUAAUUGUGUAUUCUCAUUGUUAAUGUACACUAAUCUGUAUAAUUUAAAAAAUAAAACAUUUAAAGAAUUGCUGUUCUAUUUUACUGUCAGAAAUCCUAAAGGAGCAGCCUAGUUUAUAAAGUCCUAUGCUCAGUAAAGAAUUCACUCACAAUAUUCUCUGAACACCCUGUAGUUUCAGUUCCAUGGGUAGAUAUGAAUCUUGCAAUUGGUUCGUAAUAUUCAAUUGGUCAAUAUAAUUCAUCUAAGAACACCUUAGAAGCCUCCAUAUCUUUUGUAUUUUGUCCAACAAAAAAAAUCUUGUGUAAAUCACAGCAAUCUGUUUUAAUUUUUACCGUAUUUUUAUGACACAUUUAUUUGACUACUAUAAAUGGAUUAUAAAUAUUGUUUAUGCAUAAAUAAGUAAAUAAAAGUACCAGACAACAGUUGCCCAUGGGAAAAAAAUAGCACUAUUAGAAUUUAUGUUGGAGAUUUGUGUUUUAUAACAGAGUAAGAAAGACAGGCCAUUGAAAACCAAAAAAAAAAAACUAAAAACUUGGAGAAAGCAACAAGUCUUGUUUUACUGUACAAAAUUGAAG
Molecule: messenger RNA, 3358 nt
Organism: Pararge aegeria (speckled wood butterfly)
Lineage: Eukaryota; Metazoa; Arthropoda; Insecta; Lepidoptera; Nymphalidae
Gene: Pka-C1
Product: cAMP-dependent protein kinase catalytic subunit 1
Exons: 1
Coding region: 281-1342 (353 amino acids)
Biological process (GO): peptidyl-serine phosphorylation
Cellular component (GO): nucleus; cAMP-dependent protein kinase complex
Molecular function (GO): ATP binding; cAMP-dependent protein kinase activity
Source: RefSeq, a predicted model, not a curated record